GCUCUUCAUCAAUAUUUUAUUUUCCCUUUCAAGACAUGUCUAGCACGGCGCCUUUCUACGUCCACAGGCACAGCUGCGACACGUCCUCUUCAUGGUGCUGCUCGGAGCCGUUUCCACGGACAUUGCAUCGGGCUCCAGCAGCUGGAAGCGGCCCGUCGACAAGCGUGGUCCUGCGAUGCACUUCUGCGGUCCCUCGCUGGCUGACGCCCUGGAAAUGGUGUGCGAGUCCGGAAUGGGAAAACGAUCCGGAACCGCGCCUCGCCAGAAUCUGCUGAGGCCGGAAUUUUCUGGCGGACAUCUCUCCAUCUCGUCUGCUUCCACCAUGCCCUACUACCAGACGCAGCUCUACCACUCUGCAGACUCCAGGACGAAGAGGAGUCCCGGCAUUGUGGAGGAAUGCUGCCUGAAUCCGUGCACUCUGAGCACACUAGCGCAGUACUGCUGGUAAAGGUCCUGAAAUGAUGUCAAGGUUUUGUCCUAUGCUCAGAUACGAAGAAAACAUAACUCAUGAACGGAAAAUCCUUCACUUAUUUGAUGGUGUAAGUGUGAUUAGUUUUUGUGAAGCUAUUAUCCCAUAUGAUCUUAAUUUAACCAUUUAAAUAUAUUGCACACAUAUUUCUAGUUGAGGCAUUGCAUUGUGAUUUGUUUCGUCAGCAGACACACUACGUCAAGCUACAGUAGGUACAUAAUGGCACUAGCUUGCAAUUUAGUAACUGUAUCCCAUCUAAGACCCUUGAGCCAAAACUGCCACCCUGAGCCAAAGUUGAAGGCAGUUUGACAAAAGUGUCAAUAGAUGUGAGCACCAACUAUUCAUAAUGCUCGCUAAGGUUGAACAUUCAUCACUUAUAUAGACAAAAGUAGGCAAAAUGCAUACAUUUCACACUCAUUAAUGAUACUGUCUAAAUCUAACGCUAACUGCAACCCUCUAACCUCAAGAUCCUGGAUCUAAGCCUGUGAUAGCUACCUAUGUGAUGAUUGAUUGGGAAACCCUGUGUAAAAUGCACAUGACCAUUGUAACACUGUCCCAUGUUGGUGUUCUAUUGUUGUGAUAUUAGCUGAAAUAUACGCUUGAGAAAAA
Amphibalanus amphitrite is the source of this 1078-nucleotide messenger RNA. Its product is annotated as bombyxin B-2-like. Gene Ontology annotation, molecular function: hormone activity. The transcript has 2 exons. Gene Ontology annotation, cellular component: extracellular region. Bases 92 to 448 code for a protein of 118 amino acids. NCBI's taxonomy places the organism in Eukaryota, Metazoa, Arthropoda, Thecostraca, Balanomorpha, Balanidae. The record is from RefSeq and is a predicted model, not a curated record.